Phragmites australis (common reed) is the source of this 1356-nucleotide messenger RNA. RefSeq names its product isoaspartyl peptidase/L-asparaginase 1. NCBI's taxonomy places the organism in Eukaryota, Viridiplantae, Streptophyta, Magnoliopsida, Poales, Poaceae. The transcript is spliced from 4 exons. The record is from RefSeq and is a predicted model, not a curated record. Gene Ontology annotation, molecular function: hydrolase activity. Bases 188 to 1177 code for a protein of 329 amino acids.
UCGCUGAUUCGUCCGCCUGUCUCCCCUGGUGCCGUGCCGGGUUGGUUGUUGCCGUCCGGGCCGGUGAAAAGGUGGCGCCGCCCUGACAUGAUAUCAGCGGCACUCACGGGGUGAGGUGGUGAGUGGCGAGGGGAGCAGAAGAGAGGCAGUGCGCGCGCGCGCGUGCGUGAGCUCGUUUCGUCCGUCGAUGGGCUGGGCGCUGGCGCUGCACGGCGGCGCUGGGGACAUCCCGCGCUCGCUGCCGCCCGAGCGCAGGGAGCCCCGCCUCGCCACGCUCCGCCGCUGCCUUGACCUCGGCGCCGCCGCGCUCCGCGACGGGCGCCCCGCGCUCGACGUCGCCGAGCUCGUCGUGAGGGAGCUGGAGAACUGCCCGCACUUCAACGCCGGCAGGGGCUCCGUGCUGACCACCGACGGCACCGUCGAGAUGGAGGCCUGCGUCAUGGAGGGCGGCACCCUGCGCUGCGGCGCCGUCUCGGGCCUCUCCACUGUCGUCAACGCCGUCUCCCUCGCCAGGCUCGUCAUGGAGAAGACGCCGCACAUCUACCUCGCAUUCGACGGCGCCGAGGCAUUCGCCAGGGAGCAGGGGGUGGAGACCAAGGAUCCAAGCCACUUUAUCACAGAGGAUAACAUCGAGAGAUUGAGACAGGCAAAAGAAGCCAACAGGGUGCAGAUCGAUUACACCCAGCCGAUGAAAGGGCAGGAGGCACCCAAAGAAACCCAGGCCCCGAUGGACGACAAGACCGGCACGGUGGGCUGCGUGGCCGUCGACACCGCGGGCAACCUCGCGACGGCGACGUCCACAGGCGGGCUCGUGAACAAGAUGUCCGGCCGGAUCGGCGACACGCCCGUGGUGGGCGCGGGCACGUACGCCAACGCGCUGUGCGCGGUGUCGGCCACGGGCAAGGGAGAGGAGAUCAUCCGGCACACGGUGGCGCGUGAUGUUGCGGCCCUGAUGGAGCACCGGGACCUACCGCUGCGUGACGCCGCGGCGCGCGUGGUGGCGGGGGCGCCGCGCGGCACCGUGGGGCUGGUGGCCGUGUCCGCGGACGGGGAGGUGUGCAUGGUGCACAACACCACCGGCAUGUUCAGGGCGUGCGCCACCGAGGCCGGACACGCCGAGGUCGGCAUCUGGACGGAUGCUGAUGCCAAUGGCGAGAGUGUCAGCGUUGGACUGUAAACGUUGCGUGGUUUCUUUUCCUCUGUUGCCCAUUUUCGUGCCAUUGUCGGGCCAAUGCAUUCAGAACUUGCUUGGUUAAUUUGAUGUUUCAGUUUGUGUUUCGGAAAAACUUGAUUCGGUUUGGGGCUUUGUAGUGCAAGGAUGUUGAAUUGGUGACUGAUGGUGCCACUUUGAACCGA